AUGGCUGAUGCCGUGGAGAGCGGCGGGCGGGCGCGCCUCGUCUCGGAGCUGGGCCGCGUGCAGGACCUGGUGCGCCAGCUCGAGCUGCAGCUGCGCGCGCCCGCGGACGCCGCCUCCGUCGACCUCUGCCGCCGCCUCGUCCACCAGAUCGUCGCGCUCACCGACCGCUCCAUCGGCAUGCUCCACUCGUCCCCGGACCUCGGCCCCUCGCCGCUGUCCGCCACCGGCACCGGGAGCCCGAUCAGCAGCGACGCCGCCUCUGACCACCACCCCUUCCGUCCCGCCACCGCCAGCCCCAAGAAGCGCAAGGCCACGGCGCGCUGGACCAGCCAGCAGGUGCGCGUCAGCGCCGCGGGCGGCGGCGCCGAGGGCCCCGCCGACGACGGCCACAGCUGGCGCAAGUACGGCCAGAAGGACAUCCUCGGCGCCAAGCACCCGCGGGCCUACUACCGCUGCACGCACCGCAACUCGCAGAACUGCCCGGCCACCAAGCAGGUGCAGCGCACCGACGACCACCCCGCGCUCUUCGACGUCGUCUACCACGGCGAGCACAUCUGCAGGCCCGGCGGCGGCUCCGGCAGCGCCAAGUGGGCGCAGCAGCAGCACAACCCGCACGCGCAGGCCGCGCUGCAGGGCCUCUCCGCGCGCCUCACGGUGGCCACCACCACCACCGCGGACGCCGCCGCCAUCGGCGCCGCCGCGGCGCUCCCGCCCAUGACGCCCGAGAGCUGCCCCGUGCGGGGCGCCUCGUCCCCGUGGUCGCUCGCGUCGCCCGUCGGCUCCGACUCCAACGGAUGCCUGCACCAGGGCGUCUCGCCGUGCCCGGUGCCCGGCUACAGGGACUGGGCCUCGGAUCUCCAGGAGGUGGUGUCAUCGGCCUUCGCCGCCGUCUCGUCGGCUGCGCCCCUGCCGGUGCUCGACGACGAAUUCAUGUCUCUCGAGUGCUUUGGAUUCGACCAGAACUUUGAAAUUGACACCGCAAUGCCAAGCCUCUACUAUCCAUGA
Molecule: messenger RNA, 1005 nt
Organism: Miscanthus lutarioriparius
Lineage: Eukaryota; Viridiplantae; Streptophyta; Magnoliopsida; Poales; Poaceae
Source: the annotation of a GenBank genome assembly